This is a messenger RNA of Sphenostylis stenocarpa, 318 nucleotides long. The record is from the annotation of a GenBank genome assembly. Lineage: Eukaryota; Viridiplantae; Streptophyta; Magnoliopsida; Fabales; Fabaceae.
AUGGAUACCAAACUUUAUGGCAAAAUUGCCCCUAUGAACACGUUAGUCAAAGAUAAUUUUGAGGCUCUACUAAUUCCAUUCCCCACAUCUCACCCUUAUAUCAUCUCCUUUAAUCAGGGAAACAAGAUUUUUGGGGAUGUAGCUCAAAUGGUAGAGCGCUCGCUUUGCAUGCGAGAGGGAUGGGAGUGCGGCCGGAACCGCUGCCAAAGCCGUCACGGACUCAUAGCCCCCUUUAAGCCCUUCCUCGCAUUUGUUUCAGGGUCCUUUCUGGGAUUGGGAUGUUCAGGUUUGGAUUUAUUCAAGGGUAGUAAAGACAAA